Colletes gigas is the source of this 1143-nucleotide messenger RNA. RefSeq names its product dihydroceramide fatty acyl 2-hydroxylase FAH2 (gene Fa2h). Gene Ontology annotation, biological process: lipid biosynthetic process; fatty acid metabolic process. Gene Ontology annotation, cellular component: endoplasmic reticulum; membrane. The transcript is spliced from 6 exons. The coding region runs from base 75 to 1088 and encodes 337 amino acids. The record is from RefSeq and is a predicted model, not a curated record. NCBI's taxonomy places the organism in Eukaryota, Metazoa, Arthropoda, Insecta, Hymenoptera, Colletidae. Gene Ontology annotation, molecular function: fatty acid 2-hydroxylase activity; heme binding; iron ion binding.
CGGCGCGGAAUUUAGUUUCGAUCACGACGCAGAUUCGAACGCCGAACUGCCGACCGGCGACGACCGGUUCAAUUAUGAAAGACGCGAACUCCGCUGGCGACGUUCGCGAACGGCCGGGAAAAGUUCAAAUCGACGACGAACCGUCUGAAAAAAAGGAAGAUCAGUUUCUGGUCAGUUAUCGGAAGCGAUACUUCGACAUACGUAACUUCCUGAGGUAUCAUCCCGGCGGGAAGAAAGUGCUUCGUUAUUUUAAACAUGGAAGCUUGGACAAAGCUUUCGACGAGAAUCCACACUCGAAGAGCGCUUUUCAUCUUUUGGAGGAUUUCACGUUGAACUCGCAAGAAAAGUAUCAAGAAUACGAAGAACUCAUUGAUUGGAAUGCGCCUAUACUACACCAAGUAGGCAAUUUAGGCGCCCAAUAUUGGGAAUGGAUGAACCUACCAGUAAAUCGACAAAUUCGACUAUUUCGAUCAAACUUUUUAGAGAUUAUAUCAAUUACUCCUUGGUAUUUUAUACCGAUCGUCUGGAUCCCGUUGUGUAUCUAUUUCCUUUAUUCCGGAUUUAUGGUCGUCGCCGGCAAAUAUACUGGAAGCAACUUACUCGAAGCUUCGAUCUCGUACAUAUUCGGUAUAUUAUUGUGGACUAUUUUAGAGUACGUACUUCAUCGCAAACUUUUUCACUUUAAGCCACCAGCUACCUCGAAAGUACUUAUUACUUUGCACUUCGUGCUUCAUGGAGUUCACCACAAGGCACCAUUCGACGAUAGGAGACUAGUGUUUCCACCUGGAGCCGGUUUAUUACUAGCAAAAUUAUUGUGGUCUAUUUAUAAAUUAUUGUUCUCUGAGACGACGGUUUAUUUUAUUGCCGCUGGUACUACAACAGGCUACGUCUGUUACGACUUAAUCCAUUAUUAUUUACACCAUGGUGCACCGAAAGUGGGAACCUAUCUAUAUACUAUGAAAAGAAAUCACAAUUAUCACCAUUUCUUGCAUCAUGAGUUAGGCUUUGGUAUUAGCAGUAAAUUAUGGGAUUACGCGUUCGGAACGAAUAUUUAUUUACGACAAUUAACAAAACCAAUAGAAUGGUGAAGCAAUCUAUUAAAAUUAUUUGUACACCGUUUGUGUAGUACUUUUUUGCAAUACG